Messenger RNA from Pseudomyrmex gracilis, 4058 nucleotides. Its product is annotated as homeobox protein aristaless-like. NCBI's taxonomy places the organism in Eukaryota, Metazoa, Arthropoda, Insecta, Hymenoptera, Formicidae. Gene Ontology annotation, biological process: regulation of transcription by RNA polymerase II. The transcript has 4 exons. Bases 1732 to 2910 code for a protein of 392 amino acids. Gene Ontology annotation, molecular function: DNA-binding transcription factor activity, RNA polymerase II-specific; RNA polymerase II transcription regulatory region sequence-specific DNA binding. The record is from RefSeq and is a predicted model, not a curated record.
UCGUGAUACGCGUGUGCCGCGCGCUGCUCGCGCGCGCCUCUUACGGGCUUUCGUUCUCGCUUCCCUGAACAGGUUCGUUUUUCACAUUUGUGACGGAACUUGUCAAAGUCAAUCCCGGUCGGGCGUAAGUAAAAAAAAGACCGAUCGCCGGCGAGGAUAACAACAACGUCAAAAAGUAUGUCGAUCGAAUUUGACGCGGUGGACAAAAAAAAGUGCACGUGAUACACAUCACAGACGCAAAUAAUUUUGUAUUUCUCGAGAAAAGUGAUUUGAAGCGUGAAAGAAUUAGCCACGUGACUUAUAGUCAUCUUCCCCGUUUAAUUUAUUUCUCAGUUUCUGUAACAAUACCAGAAGAAGAGUUGAUACAGCUGUCAAAAUCCAUAUGUGGUGGUUGGUGAGAGACAUUUAAACGCCAUCUAUCAUUGUUGUAUACACAUAUACGUACACACUUGACGUAUCGAGAACGGCAGCUGGGCGUUCCGCCGUUUGGAGACCGGAAAUGAUCGCGUGAAGAACAACAACUUUCUUCGAUCUAUGGACAGUGUGGAAAGUGAGAGAGAAUCUUUUUCGUUUCGAACUGAUGAUCCCCUCGAGAGAGGGUCGCGAUAUCGCAAACAAAAGUAGGAAACAGGUUUCGGCAGGCGCGCGCGGCAUCAACGCGGGAUCGAAGGUUGAACCGCGCCGAAAGUUCGUCGAUCUUUCCGGGAAUAAAAACGUACGUGCGUGCGUGCGCGCACACACGCGUGUGCUCGCGGAUGACUGUGUGUUUACGAGUUUAGUUAGGAACGUUUUGUUGUCGACCGCGCGUGGUGUACGCGCCUCUGAUAACGAUCGACGCCGAUAACACACGCUGGCUACCGACGGGAUCGAUAACACGCGAUGAUCCGACCAGUGCGUAAGCGCGCUUGAACGACGACGAAGCUCUUUCACACCUGGAAGCGGAAAUGACGGCUUGUAUCGGCUCGUGAGGCGGACACACAGCUCUUUUGCGUCACGAGGAAAACGAUUCGUCGCGCGUAAACGUCCCGACAAAAAAGGCCGGUGCGACGUAAAAAAGUCGAGCACUUGAAGAUAAUCGAAUAUUGAGAGACGAAACGCGAAAAAAGUGCAAUUGAUAACAAACCGUUCAAUGUGUGCGCGAUAUGUGACCGAUGUUAUCGAAUCUGUGAAAAAGAAUGGCAGCUGAAAAGUGAGUAUCGUUUGUUCGUUCUUGAUGGAGAUGGUUGACAACGCGAGCCGAUCACUGAUCUGUUAAACUUGACCCACUAUGUUGUCUCUGACCCAGAUGAGGGGAAAAAUAAUAAGAAAACGCAAACGCGGGUCUCUUCCCGAAGAUUCAGUUCCGCGAAGUUGAGAGUUCGCGUGACUCUCGGCGAGACCGGAGGAGGCGCUCGGACGAAGAAGCUGUCGAAAAUUGGCAGGUGUCGAAAGUGAUCGCGAUCGAGUUGUUGAACUCUCUCGUGGCGCGAGUCUUUGUUGAGAGGCGGACAAAAUUAGCGAAGUGAGAAAGAAUCGUCGUCGGACUUGAGCAUCGACGAACCAACGGUUUUUCGCGAGAAAACUCUCGGAGUGACGUUUCUCGUGUUAGAAGACAUUUGCUCGCGUCGUUUGAAUGAAGUUGGUUGGCCGAAAACGCGGAGGACAACGCGAACGGCGAAGAUGGCAUGAUUUCGUUACGCACGGCGAGAAGAUACGUGACACGUAGAUUUCUAUUUUCUUUGUUGUUCGUGGAUGAAAACUGUGCGACUAUUAUUGACGAUGGAUCUCAGAACAGAAAGUAGAAAAGCUCCCGAAGGCGAAGGGCAGAAGACCAGACCGGCCAAAAGCGUUCUCAGCAUUAUCAACUUUGUAGACGUCAAGCAACCGGAAUCAUCCGCGCAGGAUGUGGAACGUUCACCAAAUCAUUCGUCGCGAGGAGGCAGCGAGCAGGCCGUCUCGCAGACGAGUCCUGCGAGCAGUACCAGUAGCUCGAGCCAGGUGACCCAUGUGAGCCAGCAACAAUUGAACCAACCACCUCAGCAAUCACAUCAGCAACCGACGCCGGCGUCGACGACGUCAUCGACGUCGUCUCAGUCCUCCCAAAUGUGCAUCUCCGCGGAAGAGAUCAGACCCGAGGAAGAGAGCGCGCAUCCAAGAGCGGCGGCGACCAGUCCCGAGAGCGAGGCUGAGGCCGACGAUUUUGCGCCCAAACGAAAACAGCGUCGCUACAGAACGACCUUCACCAGCUACCAGCUGGAGGAACUUGAAAAGGCCUUCUCCAGAACGCAUUAUCCGGACGUGUUCACGAGGGAGGAGCUUGCCAUAAAGAUCAACCUGACGGAGGCACGAAUACAGGUCUGGUUCCAGAACCGACGGGCCAAGUGGCGCAAGCAAGAGAAGGUCGGGCCGCAGGCACAUCCGUACACUCCCUACCCACCACCGUCGGCGGUCGUGGCGCCGACCUUGCCAAACCCUUUCGCCCACCUGGUCAACUUCUCUCACAGGAAGCCCUUCGACCCCUUCCGCUAUCCGCCGCUAGGUCCCGGCUCGGUGCUUCCCGGUAGUUAUGCGCAUCCCUAUCAUCGGCAACCACCGCAGCCACUGCUGCACAGUAUGCCCUUGCAGUACACGCCCGCCUCGUUUCAAAGCCUGUUGGCGAACAUAUCGGCGGCGCAACGGCCGAAGUUGAUGCGCAAUUCGCCGCCACCACCGCCGCCACCCGCGCCCACGAUCCUGACACAUCCCCCGGUGGCGCCGCCGCUACCUCCGCCCCCGACGGCCAUUUCGCCGCAGAGUUCGCCGACGGGCAGCGUGGGACUGCCGGAUAUCGACAGGAGAACCAACAGCAUCAAUUCGCUCAGACUCAAGGCUCGUGAGUACGAGCAGAAGAACUUGGAGAGGUUGCGUAAGAACGGCGAUCUCAUAAGUUGAAACGCCGCCGAGCUAAGUGUCAAUCUGUGUUUUAGCUGUAUCAGUUUACUGAGUGAUUGUUAAUUAACAAAUUGAUGUAGAAAAAAAUAAACAAAAAAGUGCUACGAUGUGUUGUAAGUCUCGACGUGUGUAGGUCACACCAGGAGAAUUGAACUAUCACAAUAUUAGCGGAAAAUGAUCAUCGAAAAGUAUCCGUCCAAGAUGUUGAUACAGCGACAAGAUGUGUUUAGAACGAAGAGAUCAGAAUCGAAAAAAAAUAUUUGACAUACAUGGCUGUAAUUUCGUCGCGAAAAAAUCUUAUUCACGAUCGACGAUGAUCAAAGUCGCGCGAGGAGCGUCCUGUUUUUAUUUACUUUUACACGAUAUCUUACUACAUCGCGUUUAGAUAAUGAAGAGAAAAAGAUACUAUUUAUAUACAAAAAUCUAUCUAAUUUAGUUAAAAAGUAAACAAAUGUUCUAUGAUAUCUCCCUUAGAUCUUACCAACUACUAAUAAGUAGUUUUUAUAGCGUGUAAGUCACUGUUGUAAAUAUUUGUAAUAACGAUCUGCGUGUCACCGUUGCGAAGCCUUUUAUUACACACAUCAACCGUUCGUUUUUAUUUUUUUUUAUUCUUUUUUUUUUCACAAACUUAGAUAAUGCGAAUUAGUCAGAUCGAUAGACAGUCUCUUCAAAUGGCAUAUUCUCGACACUUGAUAUAAAUCUCUCUGUAUCUCCAUGUCAAGAUCUCAUACAAUUCGUAUAACAACAGAUCAGAGAACAUCUUGUAAUGCGGUACUUCUCGGUUAUAAGAAAUAUCGUCGGUUCGAGACCAACGUGCGAUAACAAACGGAAGAAUCGAAUUGUUUGCUUUCUGGAAAAGUUCAAGUUCUUUUCUCGGUCGCUCUCAACAAAAUGGAAGAAAAAAGUGAAUAAAAUCGGAACCAAGUUUUAUAUGACUGAUCUAUUUCUGGCAACGGAGAGAUCGCCAGAGACGAAGACGCAGGUCUCAUCCGAGAAGUACCGUGUAGCGAGUGCGAAUGAAGAUCGGAAAUAUGCCAUUUGGCUCGGUGAGCUAUUUCACGUGUUUCUCAAACUGAAAUCAGCUACAACAUUGUACUUACUCUUAAUAUUACCUCUUUUACUUUUCCUUUGCAAUGAAUAAAUUACUA